UUGCGCGGCGAGUAGAACGUGUGGUGGUGGCGGAGAUCGCGUCUCCUCUUUUGCUCCCAGUCCCGCUGCUGUUCCAGAGUGUCCAGCGCGUUCAUCCCGUCCAUCGCCCGCAGCCUGUCGCCCAUCUGUCCCUCGUCUCGGGGACCUCUCACCAACGUCGCCAUCCACACUGACACUUCUAGCCCGGCCGGCCGCCCCACUGUCUGCCUUUCCUGCUCCACACAUGGCCUCCUCCGCGCAGAGCGGCGGCUCCUCCGGGGGACCAGCGGUCCCCACUGUGCAGCGGGGCAUCGUCAAGAUGGUUCUCUCAGGGUGUGCCAUCAUUGUCCGAGGUCAGCCCCGUGGUGGGCCUCCUCCUGAGAGGCAGAUCAAUCUUAGCAACAUUCGUGCUGGAAAUCUCGCCCGGCGGGCAGCUGCCACACAACCAGAUGCAAAAGACACCCCUGAUGAGCCCUGGGCAUUUCCUGCUCGAGAGUUUCUUCGCAAGAAGCUGAUUGGGAAGGAGGUCUGUUUCACGAUAGAAAACAAGACUCCCCAGGGGCGAGAGUAUGGCAUGAUCUACCUUGGAAAAGAUACUAGUGGGGAAAACAUUGCGGAGUCACUGGUUGCGGAGGGCUUGGCUACACGGAGAGAAGGCAUGAGAGCUAAUAACCCUGAACAGAACCGGCUUUCAGAAUACGAGGAACAAGCAAAAACAGCAAAGAAAGGGAUGUGGAGUGAGGGGAAUGGUGCACAUACCAUCCGGGACCUCAAGUAUACCAUUGAGAACCCAAGGCACUUUGUGGACUCACACCACCAGAAGCCUGUCAAUGCUAUCAUCGAGCACGUGCGGGAUGGCAGUGUGGUCAGGGCCCUGCUUCUCCCAGAUUACUACCUUGUUACAGUCAUGCUGUCAGGGAUCAAGUGCCCAACUUUUCGUCGUGAAGCAGAUGGCAGUGAAACACCAGAGCCUUUUGCUGCAGAAGCCAAAUUUUUCACUGAGUCGAGACUGCUUCAGAGAGAUGUUCAGAUCAUUCUGGAGAGCUGCCACAACCAGAACAUUCUGGGUACCAUCCUUCAUCCAAAUGGCAACAUCACUGAGCUUCUCCUGAAGGAAGGUUUUGCACGCUGUGUGGACUGGUCGAUUGCAGUUUACACACGGGGUGCAGAAAAGCUGAGAGCAGCUGAGAGGUUUGCUAAGGAGCGCAGGCUGAGAAUAUGGAGAGACUAUGUAGCUCCCACUGCUAAUUUGGACCAAAAGGACAAGCAGUUUGUUGCCAAGGUGAUGCAGGUUCUGAAUGCUGAUGCCAUUGUUGUGAAGCUCAAUUCUGGAGACUACAAGACCAUCCACCUGUCCAGCAUCCGACCACCGAGGCUGGAGGGAGAGAACACACAGGUGAGAGUAGGGAAGCAGCUGGACCUCUUUGCAAAAAAAAAAAAAGAUAAGGAGCUAGAGAAUUAGUUAAAUAUGGUACCUAAGAAUACAAAAGGAUAAGUAUUUUAAUUCCCCCACAGUAUUUCCCAGGCUUUUGUCCCACCGUUCUGCUGCAUUUUAUUUAGGGACUGUUGGCACUUCCUAAGGGGGCUGGAGAGCAGUUAGGGUUAAGAUAUGCAAGCUCGUGAGUUCACUUAUUAACAGGGUCUUAGCUUUCUGAGACUGAGGAGAGGAGAGUCUGUACCUCACCCACAUAGAAGUAGGGCUUGUUUCUACUGGUCAUUUUGAUAGUUCCUUAUGUUUUUGUACAAGGAAAAAAAUGAAUCUUUGUGUAUAUGCUCUCUAUGGUCACCUACUCAUCUUUUGCAAGUGCUCACUAUAAUUAGUUACACUGUUUGUUGAGUGUUCUGGCUGAAUAAGUGCUUGUAUGACUUGGAUGUAUCAGUUUUGAGAAAUUACUCUUUGAAUGAAAGCUCCAAUUGUUCUGUUUUAAAUUUGUGGUUAUUUCCUUUCCAUCUUUCUGAGUUAUGAGAGGUUGGGGAUAGGGAUUGAGAUUGAGUUGUGUCUUGGGUUUGGUUAUGUCUUGUUUUUACAGACAUCAUUCCCACUUCUCUGUUAUUGCCCUCUGCUAACUUAAGCGUCUGUUGAGUAGUUAUAAGAACUAGGUCAUUAGUGAGAGCCAGUGCCAAAGGCAAGUGUUUGUACAGUUUUCAGAAAUUAAACAUUGUGGUUGAAGUUAGUGCUGCAGACUAUCUACUUUUUAAUUUAUCCCUUUUGUAGUUCUAAACAUGUGAAAUUUGCUUUUCCAUUGUUUUGCACAUGCACAUGUUGUGGUGAAUUUACAAGUUGAGAUUCAUACCCUGUUUCCAUUUGUGUGAUAGUUUAUAGACAGCCCAUAAGAGUAAAAUAAAAAUAUCAUGAUUGUCUUUUGAAUCAGAUCAUGCAUAGAAAACACAUACAGGAUGAAUAAUUUCAAUGUCUGGCCAAUCAGUUUAUUCUCUCUUUUUUUUUUCCCUCUGUAGAGAAGGCAGUUUAAUGCUGCAAGCAGUGUUGUGGUAAGGUUGAGAAUUUAAAUGCACAAAAGCCUAGAAAUGCCAAAAUGAGGUUGUUUCAGUAAGUGUAGCUGUGCCUCAUUGCACAGAGUAAAUAUACAUCUCCAAUUUUAUCAGUAUUGGGAGUAGUCCACCAUUCUGCAUCUGUGCCCCACAGUUGGAAUUAAGGUUCCCACAGCAACCACAACUGUGAAAUUCUUGAAUGUUAAUUUUUGUGUCUGCAUCAUCAGCCAAAGCAUUAUGUUCAUGUAGAUUAUGUAGCUGAAUUUGAAGCAAUUUUUAGGGGACAAAGAGUGUUCUAACUUAGGUAGGAUAAGAACAGCUUAUCUGAAGGAAGAACUGACAUACUGAGAACUUUGAGUUUGUCCAGGAUUCUUUGGAGCUUCUCAGUAGAUGAAAGAUGCAUUUCCCUUAGCCUAGUGGCUGAUGGGAAGUUGUUGAAAUAUAUUUCCUGAUUUAAGUAGGAUCCUGAUUAUAUAAUUUUUUUGUUUUCUGCCAAAGUGAGUUACCUCUUUUUUCCUCAGCUCUUCUUUCUUUUUAAGAAUUUUUUUUACUGUUCACUCCUGAGAUCUUACUCCAUUUUAAAAAAGUUUUAAGUAGGUCUUAGCUAUAAUAAUCUAUAAUAUAUGGCUUUUGAGGGAAAUGAGGAGUGAUUCAUUAAAUUCCUUUGGAAAUGUAUACUGAUAGAUCCCAUCAGAAAUAAAGUUAUAUAACACACCUUUAGUAUGAUGGUAGAAGGCACCCUGGAGACUCAGUUGUGUUGGCCAUUCUGGGAAGACUUUCCAGAGCAACUAUUGUUCACUUGAGUGUUCAAGGACAAAAAGUGAGCAAAUGGAAGGAAGAGUACUCCAGGCCAGUACUGUCCAAUGGAUCUAUCAUGCAAGCCACACAAACCAGUUAUUUGUUUUAAAUUUUCAAGUAGCUACAUUUAGAAAAUAAAGUACACUAGCUUUCAUGUAUCAUAUUUGACUUCAAAUAUCCAAAAUAUUAUCAUUUCAACAUUAAAUGAAUAUUAAAACAUUAAUGAUAGUUUCUUUUUUUAUUUGUUUUACUAAGUCUUAGAAAUCUGGUAUGUGUUUUAUACUUGUACCAAAUCUAUAGCAUCUUUCAAGGACUCAAUAGCCACAUGAGGCUGGUAACUACUGUUAUGGUUAGCACAACUUUGUUGUUAGUAUUUACUGGUUGGCAGAUACUAUGCUGGAAUAUAGAAAGGAAUGAACAAAUACUUCUUUUCUCUGAUCUCAUGGAACUUAAAAGUCUAGUCAGGGGAAAUACACAAAUAAUUUCGUUUAUGUUAAGUGCUGUGGAAAAAAUUUAAAGUUUAGGGAGUGUGUAAGUUUCUUUGAGGAAGUGACAUUUGAGAUCUGAAGGGCAAUUAGGAGUUAGCUGUAUAGAAAGUGAGAAGAGACAAUUUUUGAUCUGGAAAGCAGUGAUGACAGGAAUUACACUAGUUUUGGGGAAUAGAAAAUGGAUAGCUACUGUAGAUGGUGUGUGAGUGGUAUGCUGCCUGUGUGAUAUGAAAUUAUACACUGGGUCAGAUCAUACGUGUCCUAUAAAUGUCUCUGGAUACUCAUGAAGGAAAAGAGAAUAUGGGCCUUUUGAUGAGCUGCAAGAAAUUUUGUGUGACUAGAAUAGAGGACAGCUAAAUGUUAGGGAGUAAUAAGAAAAGCAUUUGGCAGUUAGGCAGGGAGCAGGUAUUGUACACCAUGCUUUUUAGGCUUUGUCUUGAAGAAUUUUAAGCUGGGGAAUGUCAUGUUUGGAUUUAAGAACUCUUGUGUUGGUGGUUUGAAUUUACAAAAUAGGAAAGUAAUUUGUAUUUGUAAGAAAAGAUCAUACCAGGUCAAAACUGAUUUGUAGCAAUGAGUUCUGGUUUUACUUUUGAUAAGCUUCAGUUGACCAAAGGCCUGGGGGAGAAUGGUGCAAAGAAUGGAAACUGAAGAUGAUGCUCUAACAGUGUUUAUCCUGGAGGAUUCAGAGUAGUUGCCUUUCUACUUUCCCCAGAGCUCUUAUAGAGAGUGCAAGAUUCUAUUCUAUGCUUAUUCAAAAGUUAACAAAGAUUUGCAAUAUGGGUGCAGAACAAAAAAUUAUCUCAGGUUCCCUGUAACUAAUUAUAUGUGAAGCCUGGGCAAUAGGCAUUCCCUCCUAGUCCUGGGUUUCCAGUUUCCUUUAUUACAUUCCACAGCUACAUGGGAAACCCAGGCAGGUAUUCAAGGUAAAGCUGUUGGGGUCAUACCUCUGUUAGCCUCCAUGAUACCUUUGUGCAAAUUAGAGAAGGGUGCUCCUUCCUCCAGAGAGCCUCAUGUCAGGGCACAUGCUUGGCAAACAGAAUGGAGGCUGAACUUCAGCUUGUUCUCUCUUUGUUUCUUUGGUCAGGUGCCCUUGUGCAAGAGACAGUAUAUGCAGGAGUAUGUUCCUGCUGUAGUUAGAAUAGGGCUGAUAGAAUCUCUUGAGGACCAUACUGAGGGUGUAUGUUGGGAAUUGGGUAGUGGUCUUGUAGUUGUAGAAACACAGAGUGCUUGAGGAUUGUUUGGAGAUGAAGGUAGGUGCAGAUGGAUUGUGGAGGGCCUUGAAACAAACACUUGGAAGAUUACCUUCUUUCUAGUUACUAGGCACUUUUUGGGUGGGGGGAGGUGGGAGUCAGUGGCUUUGAAAUAGAGAAGAUAAUCUGAUUGUUUAUGGAAUUGGAGUCUUUUCUGAACCAAAGACACAAAUGGGAGAGUGUGUAAAAAGGAACUGUGAGUAUCCUCAAGGCAGUGAUUCCCACCCAUGGGGAGGCCUCCCUGAGCCUCAAAUGAGGACCCAAUGAGACUUGCCCUUCAAGAAAGCAGGGAGGAUGCUCAUUCACUGUUUCUCUUCCUCAUGCUCUAGAAACUAGUAGCCUGUUGUCAGCUAUAGAUCUCUUGAGACAUCUAUAAAUUUGGGGGAUAAUAGGGCAAAUUGGAUUUUUCUUUCUGCACACAGAUACAAGUUCAUUUUUCUUAAAUUAUACAGGAAGACAAGGCCUUGCCCAAAGCCAGCUAUAUACCUCCACUCCUCCUUUUAUGUUAUUUUCUAAUUGGAGCCAGAAGAAGUGCUUGGACAAGGCAUUGUUAUCAGAGGAAGUAUUUUCACCCAAGGCAGCUGUUUUAUAUAUAUUGCCC
Messenger RNA from Castor canadensis (American beaver), 5606 nucleotides. NCBI's taxonomy places the organism in Eukaryota, Metazoa, Chordata, Mammalia, Rodentia, Castoridae. The record is from RefSeq and is a predicted model, not a curated record.